UGGCUAUGUGCUGGGCGGUGGUUAUAUGGCUCUUAGUGGCCGGGAGUGUGCACGGCAUCGCCAACAAAGUCAUCGACGUGGCGACCACGUGUGACAAGAGUUCGAUCGCCGUUCACAUCAUCAUGGAUCAGCCAUUUAAAGGACUUGUUUUCAGCAAAGACUUCUCGAGAGAGUGUCGAGUACAAGGGAAAUUACAAAAGAAAGUGUCAUUGAAUCUACCGUCAAACGCCUGCGGAGUACGUACAUCUACUAUCAAUUCGACGGUGGAAGAGCCCGAUGAUAAUGAGGACCUGUACUACACGGUGGAGCUGGUUAUACAAAUGGACCGUCAGCUGCAGCAGUCCUCCGAUCAAGAGUUAAUGGUGAGGUGCAAGCUGAAACCACCUGCCGUCAGGAUCCACAGCUCAGCACUCGAGGGCGUCAUCAGCACGAAGCUACGAGAGAUGACAAGUAAAGAAGCUAAGAAAGUUAGAACGGGUCGUAAUCGUCAAGGCUUCAACCCAGCGGAGGCGGAACAGCGACAGCAGUUGGUGCAGGCGGCGCGCGCCUGGAUGGAGCUGGCGCCCACCGCAGCCGCCGCAGAGCCCGCCUCCGUCGAGGUCGGCCAGCCCACGCGGCUGCUCAUACAGUGUACCUUGCCUGUUGGUGUGGGCCUACGAAUAACAAACUGCGUCGCGCACGACGGCUUAGGAGAAGCGUCACAGAAACUUCUAGAUGAUGCCGGCUGCCCCAUCGAUGAGGCUAUCUUCAGCAGCCCCACCCUUCAUGAACAUAAGCACCGCGGCCCAGAAGUUGAUCUUUCCGACUUAAAACCUGUCGAUCCUCAACAAAAUAUACAAGAAUCUACAAAGAUAAAGCAGAUAAAGAACGACCCAGACUACGCUUUCAAGAAUAUUAUGACAUAUCAACAUGCUGUAGUCACUUUCGCGGCAUUCAAAUUCCCAGAUAGAGCGAAACUACAUUUAACCUGUGGGGUGGAACUUUGCAAAGGAAACUGUCCAAAGAUAGAUUGUAAAGCUUUGAGAAGACCGCAGCAGACCAGAGACGGGCUGCUAAGGAAAGCGAGGCUGGACAAAGAUGCCAGAGGAUUGGUUAUUGAUAGGCUAGAGGUGUACAACAGCAUAGAAGUUCUUGCGCCGAACAUUGAGCUCGAGGACGAAGCAUCAAUAAGAGGGUCGAGAAGAAUAGACGGUGACAAAGAUGAAUUCGUACGAGGCUUCUCUCCAGGAGACAAAACGAUAUGCUUAUCACCUGGCAAAAUGGCUCUUGCGUUUUGUGUGUUAGGGAUCAUUUUUCUAUGCGCUAUAGCUGUCGCAUUUGCAUCAUUAGUGCGAGCGAGAAGACGAAUGGUUCGCGAACCAUUGCAUACGUCUCUCUCCUUCUACACCGGCAGCAAGAGUUUGUUCUCUUCCAGUGAGAGUUCCAGUUCUGGUCUAAGUGGGAGUAAACUGUUAUUAACCGAUAGUCCUUACUUAGAUCACCAUUCAUCUUCUAGCAAUAACUGGCCUUAUGCAAGAGCGUUUUAAACAUAUUAACGAUGUAAAAAAUAUAUCAGAGCAGAGUUUUUAAUAAAUUUUGUUUUUCAUAAAUACACCUAGAAAUUAGGCAAAAUUUUAAUUUAAAUUGCCUUUAAUAAUAUGUACUAAUCAGAGUUUGUGAAUAUAUUUUUUUAAUUUGUUAUAGACACAGUAAUAUUGUUAAUUCAGUAUAUUUCAAUGGUGCAAUUAAUUCUUAUUUUUUAACGUUAUUUUCAAACAGUGAAUGAUAUUAGCGAACUUUUUAAUACUCUUAUGAAAUAUUGGUGCUUGUGUUGAAAUUAUUAAUGUACGAUUAAUUUAAAACAAAUGGGAUUGUUUUGUGGGAAGACUGUCCGAUGAACAUUACUCUAAUGAUUAGUUUGAUGUUUAAUUUAUUUUUAUUGUCAAAAACAUGCUUGAGGUGGUGCUUUUGAUAGAAAUACAUAGGGAUUUGUAGAAAGUCCUAUGUAUAAUUUUUAGAGAUUUAAGGUAAUUUAGGUUAAUUCAUCAGGGAAUGUUACGGAAAAAUAUAAUUUCGAUUACACAAUACAAGGCGUAAUAGCAAUUUUGUAAAACUUUUGUAACGUUUUACAUAAUACAAGAAGAAACUGGCCACAUAGCUAUAUUCUCAAGAUAAUAAUAUAUCUUAUUAAUUUCGUAUGUAACAUAUUAAUUAUACUUAAUUAAAGAUAUAGAAUUGGUAAUUAGCUAUUGCUAUAUUGCUACUUCAAAAUGGUGGCGGUUGAGAUCGAGUUGAAUAUUAAUUUUUAUAAAAAGUCAUUAGUGCCACCUCGAAACAAUAUAAUUUAAGUUUUUCUUCAUAAUUUUAAGACUAAGAAUAGGAUGACAUUGUAUUUGACGAAAUAUUUAUGUUUAAAUGAAUCAUAUAUUGUGAUAAAAAAUAAUGUUAUAGAAAAAUAAGUU
This is a messenger RNA of Papilio xuthus (Asian swallowtail), 2441 nucleotides long. It is a transcript of the gene cyr, whose product is annotated as cypher. The coding region runs from base 6 to 1526 and encodes 506 amino acids. The record is from RefSeq and is a predicted model, not a curated record. The transcript is spliced from 6 exons. Lineage: Eukaryota; Metazoa; Arthropoda; Insecta; Lepidoptera; Papilionidae.